Messenger RNA from Temnothorax curvispinosus, 842 nucleotides. RefSeq names its product glutamyl-tRNA(Gln) amidotransferase subunit C, mitochondrial (gene GatC). Gene Ontology annotation, cellular component: glutamyl-tRNA(Gln) amidotransferase complex; mitochondrion. Gene Ontology annotation, biological process: regulation of translational fidelity; glutaminyl-tRNAGln biosynthesis via transamidation; mitochondrial translation. The record is from RefSeq and is a predicted model, not a curated record. Bases 306 to 824 code for a protein of 172 amino acids. Lineage: Eukaryota; Metazoa; Arthropoda; Insecta; Hymenoptera; Formicidae. Gene Ontology annotation, molecular function: glutaminyl-tRNA synthase (glutamine-hydrolyzing) activity. The transcript has a single exon.
GUAGGUUUUCAAGGGCAGUGAAUGCAGCAGCAGCGAGCAGCAGUUUAGCAAUUUCCUAGAAUCGGUUUGGCUCACUUCCGGCGCGCAAAGUUUUCUGAUAAGUCAUCCUAUAGUACGUGCACCUGCACUUCAAGUUUUUAAGUCCAAAGAAAAGAGAAAAGCGAGAGGUUAUGAGUAUAGAACAGUAUAGAAAGUGUACCCAAAAGGAGUCGAAGGGAACAGAUUCUCGGACACGCGCAUUGAAAAUUUAAAAUCUGAGGCUUUGGAAUCCUGAGUCAAAUCAGAUCGGCGGGACGUCGUCGAGCAUGGCUUUGCUUCGACGAAUUCGACCAGCAUACAGACUCUUCGGCGAAGGUGUCGUCGUAGUCAUCUUUUCGCGUCGAGGUAACGCUGUUCCAUCUUUCAGAACGUGCUGCUUUUCGACGGCGUCAACGAAACAGCGACAGCAUCAACAACCAGAGACCAAUAACGAAGUGAAAAACUGCGACAGUCGGUCGAGCGGUGACAAGAAACCGGUCAUCGACGAAACGACGAUCCGGAGGAUUGAGAGACUGGCACUGGUCGGCUUUGAGUACAGGCAGAGCAAACGGGUGCUGGAGGAGGCAAUAGCGUUCACCGAGCGGCUGCGGACGGUCGGCAUCGACGAGACCGUGCGUCCGAUGUACAGCACCCUGGAGAACGAUUGUAUUCACCUGCGGGACGACGUGGCGCGACACGACGUCGAGCGGCGCGAGAUACUGAAGAACGCCGCAGUGUUAGAAGAAGAGUACUUUGUCGCGCCACUGGCGACAAACAAGGAAAAGGAGAGCGAGCCCAAACGAUGAGUCUAGAAGCUGUGUUGA